AUGGAGACUAUCUUGAUAAUAUUAUAUGCUAUACCUGGAGGCCUGCUAGGCUUUCUUAUAUACAUCCUCAUCAAUGCGGAAAGGGCCUCUGGAAGAUGGACGUGUCAAUGUCGACACUGUCAACAUCAAAAUCCGGGCCAGACAGACAGCGAAGUCACAAAUCCCCUGAUCUUGAAAGCUGAGAGCUUUGAGUCUGGCACGAGCUACUUGAGUCCAUAUCCGAAUGUCUGCCAGGACUGCAGCGAAAUCCCAGAGCCUCCACCCGUGACGGAUCCCCUUAUAGUUGACUACUACUACGACUACUACUGCCACUACUACGACUGCCACCAUCCAACUAACAGCCAGCGCGACAGCGAAGCCCCAAAACCUCCACCUGUGACAGAUCCCCAUAUAGUUUACUACUGUUACUACUACUUCUCCUACUACUAUCGUUAUCACUAUGCGAAUGACUGCCAGACUGCCAGUGAAAUCACAAAUGCUCCGUCCUCGACGACUGAGAGCUCUAGGCAUCGCAUCAGCCGUUGGAGGCCUAAAAAUAAGAGGCGUGCGCUUUCCAGCCGUAUCCAAGGCACGGUGGCUUCUACCUCAACAGCUGCAGUAUCCUCAAAUUCCCCAGCGCGAGGAAAACAGCAAAUAAACAUAGGUCGUGCCAGGGCCUCUAACUUGAAAUCGGUCUACAUGACGAGUUGGGCAUCGAGGAUACCUCGGCCGAUUAACAGGGACAGGCUGCACUGCGGGUCACGGCCUAAGAAGGUGACCUUUGGGGAAAUCCGAGUGAUUCAGUUUUACAAAUAG
Molecule: messenger RNA, 795 nt
Organism: Aspergillus fischeri NRRL 181
Lineage: Eukaryota; Fungi; Ascomycota; Eurotiomycetes; Eurotiales; Aspergillaceae
Exons: 2
Coding region: 1-795 (264 amino acids)
Source: RefSeq, a predicted model, not a curated record